AUGUCAACCAUCACCCUCAAUAAACCCAAGGAUAAGAAACUGCAUCCAGAUUUAGUAUGGAAGGAUCACACAGACGAUGACACUGUGUAUCUUACAGACGAGAUCGAGGUGGAGGUGGAUCCGUCUCGCUGGGGUCGAUUCAAAGCAGCCACAAGGAGGAGUGGUUAUGUAAUAGCAAGUUACGGAGCUAAAAUCGGCAGUGUCUUAGGCCUGGUGGGAGGCUCAGAGGACGAUAUGAGGCAUACAGAGGUUUCAAUGCUGAAGGUCAGAGAUGAUCUGGUGCUGAGUUCGGCGCCUGCAGUGAAGACGCAGUCGGUGAUUUCACAGUGGUCGGGGCUUGCGCCGGUACAGGGUGGCUCGUACUUCACACCCAGAUCUAAGCAGCGCAAACUGGUCGUGGGGGUAGUGGUAUCGUUUGCGGGAUUUACGGAGGGGAACAGGAUCAACACGCGCACCCAACUGCAGCGCACACUGGAGAGUCUGUACGAUCAGGAGCAGCAGUGCCACGACCUGGACGUUGAGUUUAUCUACCUGGCGGUCAUGGAUGGCAUGCCGCUAGCGGAUAACGAUAUCACGGGCUACAUCAGCAGCACGUACAACCAGCAACAGUGGGCCAAUAAUCUACGCAUGCAACACGACCCAAGACACGUGACCAUCAUGCAGGCUAAGGUAUCGGACGCGCAUGAGCACGACCAUGGACUGGUGGAGGUGGCGCCGGGCAAACGCCUGCGCAUGACGACGAUCAUCAAGGGCGAGCCAGCCGGUAAGGUGAACUCGCACGAGUGGUUCUUCUCGGCCUACAGCUCGGUGUAUGAGGUGGACUACGCAUUCACCACUGAAAUCGGCACAACGUACGCGACGUCGUUUAUGUCCAACCUGAUCAACUACCUGGAGUCCCACGCCCACGUGAGCGCUGUAUCUGGCCGGCAGCGGGUGAUGAGCUCCACCAUGCAGUCGUUGCACACCGAAGGGUUGACGGAGAUGUUCUAUCGUGCGGUCCAGUCGUACGACCAGGAAGCACGCAUAACUAACCUGCAAGGCGCGCAAACCUUUGUGGGCAUGUUGCCGCUCAUCUGCGGGGCGGCGGGGCUGUGGCGCAUGAGUGACCUGGAAGGAGAACCGCUGGACUACUACCUCGACUACCCCAAACAGAUCACGCUGGACCAGGGCCUACGGGUGGGUAACCUGUUGCUAGCGGCCGAUAAUGUGCUGAGCUAUGCCGCGUGCCUGAUGACGGGCAAGCAGACUCAGUGGGUGCCUAAUGCAGUGUUCUACACCGAGGCUAAGCUGGAGAGCCAAUCCUUCAUCACACAGCGCAAGAGAUGGGCGAACGGUACGAUGGCGUGCUACUUGAUCAUGCUGUUCAAUUCCUUCGGAGACAUAUUCGACGGUCCCCACAAGCUGUCGUUCAAGCUCAAUGUCUUCCUACACAUGUUGCUGCAGAUGGUCGUACAGGCCGUGACCGGCGUGAGUCCGGGUCUCAUGGCCGCGCUGGCGUACUUCUCGGCGGUAGAGAUGAACUUCGGGGGCGACGAGUACAAGAUGUAUGUAGCGUACGGCGUCACGGCUGUGAACUGCAUUCUGUACGUGUUGUUCUGCGCCGUGCACUUCCACAAGCGCUUCUCCCAGUUCACGUACAACAUAGUCAUUGCCUGGACCAUAGCCGUGACCCUGAUGGUGGCGUCCAGCGUCAUAUUCAUGUUCGCCGCGUCUAACUCCGCUGCCCUGGCUAUAUUCUCCGUGGCCGUGCUGCUCCCGUCUCUGCUGGCGCUCUUACACAGCCUGGAUGUGUUCGUCAUCAUGACCGUCUCGGUUUUCCAGUACGCCAUGUUCCUGCCCGUAUUCACCGCGUGGUUUUCCGCGUACGCCUACUGCCGCGUGUGGGACGUGUCUGAGUACGACACCCUCACCAUCAAGGGACGCGCGCAGAAGGGCGCCGGCCUGGCCAUCAUGCUGACGGUGAUGGCGCUCAACAUUGGCGUGGCCGCGGCGCUCAUAGGACUGGCCAGCCUGAACCGGCUCAUGCACCUAUUCCUGGGCGUGGUAGGACUGACCCUGAUCCCGCAGUUUAUGUCGUUGAUCUACUUCCUGUUCUAUACCGAGCACUGCCUGACGGGCAGCCUGCGCAGUGUGAGUUUCAGGUGGAUGGCCGUGGCGAGUUCAGUGCUGUAUGCAUUGACGGUAGUGCUGCUGUGUGUGGGCUGCUUCACCACGUCCUGGCUGACGAACAGCGUGCCGGUGUAUAUCCAUGCCAACACAACCGCUGUGCUCAAUGAGACACGCCUGCAGUACGAGGGCCCCUACAUGCUCAUGAACGAGACUGAGGUUUUUGAUUCUAUCAAGGGUGACUCACUAGCGUCCCUGGCAUCGCACUCAGACCUUCGUGUGGGUGGGUGGGAUGGCCGCGUCAUCAACGUCAACGGCACGAUCCUUGAACCCGAAGCCGAAUCCAAGCUACUGGGCGUACACAGUUACCAAACAGAUACGAUCAUCACAACGUCCACCAUCUGGAGGCUGGAUCCGGUCAAGGCAUUUGAGACGAAACUCAAUCUCUAUCACCUCAAGUUCACAGCCUACUACGUCAACGACUCAACAAUAGUCACUGAUACGGCCAACACAACGCUCGACGCUCAUGGCACCGUGCUCAACACUAGGACACACCGCGUGGCCCACUUUCAGCGCUACCUCAACUUCUCCUACAUCGACCACAAUGGGGACCUACAGGUGUCCAUAACGGACGUAUCCGACCGGAACUACACCAACACAUACCAGAUGAAGACAGAGACCAACGAAACCCUGGUGCUGAACUCACUCCAGUACACCUACGGACGGUAUGACGGAUACGUGGACCUGUUCUACGGCCUGCUUUUCCUCGAACUGGACUUUCACACCACCACUCCGUACAAGAGUGAGGCCCUGCCCUGGGGGGGCGAUCUCAUGUCCCACUAUCCGGGUGGCUCCUGGGCCUUCUGUGUGCUGCUGGUGUGUGGUGCGCUGGUGUUCCUAGGCAUGAUCGCCAUGGCAACGCUGUUCUCGUUCUGCGCCAAUGACCAGUCGCGUGUGCACGGCGUGGUGAUCGUGUUCAUGUGGGUCAUCGUGAUAGCGUUGCUGAUGUGCGUCUUCCUCUUCCCGGCCUCAUGGGGCGGGAUGAAUACAUACCACAUAGGCUGGUGGAACCCGGACAAUACCAACGGCACGUAUCUGUGCGGCGAGAGUACAGGGAUAUAUAACCCAGGCGACUGUUCAGUGGGCUGGUCCUAUUGGAUGGUUGUACUGGCUUUCGUUGUGGCUAUGUUUGGUUACAACUCGGCACGGUACAUGCUGUAUAAGCCGGCGAAGCAGAACGCUGACCACAGACACCUGCUAACCACCCGGGAUGUCGAUCCGGAAUCGUAUAACGCGCCGAGGACUGUCCACGCAGCAGCAGCAUUCGAAUAUAACUUACGAAUAGACACAACUUAG
This is a messenger RNA of Sphaeroforma arctica JP610, 3462 nucleotides long. RefSeq lists its product as hypothetical. The coding region runs from base 1 to 3462 and encodes 1153 amino acids. The transcript has 3 exons. The record is from RefSeq and is a predicted model, not a curated record. NCBI's taxonomy places the organism in Eukaryota, Ichthyosporea, Ichthyophonida.